Molecule: messenger RNA, 1802 nt
Organism: Aspergillus eucalypticola CBS 122712
Lineage: Eukaryota; Fungi; Ascomycota; Eurotiomycetes; Eurotiales; Aspergillaceae
Product: trichothecene efflux pump
Exons: 9
Coding region: 71-1789 (572 amino acids)
Biological process (GO): transmembrane transport
Molecular function (GO): transmembrane transporter activity
Source: RefSeq, a predicted model, not a curated record
CCUGUCUCCUUCCUUUCCUCAUUCUUUUUCGCAAAUCCGCUUCCGCCAGUGAUUUUUCUAAGGCAGGAUAAUGGACCAAAAAAAUGUCGGUGAGCUAACGGCCACCCCUGUCGACUUAGAUGAACUGCCGGCCGGAUACUACUGCAGUAAGAACUUUGUCGGCUCUCUCAUUGCCGUGUGUUUGAUGGCCAUCAGUCUCUACCUGGGCUAUGUCUUACCAGUAAACAGCUUGAGCGCUAUCAAUGCUGACCUGGGGCCGGACCCCAGCUACAGCUUGAUCUCGACCGUUUUCACACUGAUCUCCGGAGUUGGCCUCCUCCUAGUUGGCCGCUUAGGAGACCUAUUUGGUCGCCGAUACAUCCUGAUUGGAGGGCAACUCCUCGGCCUCAUCGGUGCCAUAGUCUGCGCAACAGCCAAAACCGUUCCCACCGUCAUCGGAGGCAGUGUCCUCUGCGGUCUGGCUGCUGCAGUGCAAUUAACUUUCAGCUUCGUGAUCGCUGAGCUGGUCCCCAACCGUGCUCGUCCGGUUGUCAACGCCGGCAUCUUCAUCACAACGCUGCCAUUCUCUGCGUUCGGUUCUCUGAUUGCAGAUCUGUUCAUCGCCAACACCGCCCGCUCCUGGCGCUGGACCUACUACCUGAACAUCAUCACCUGUGGUCUAUCUAUCAUUCUGCUGGUUUUGUUCUACUUCCCUCCUGGCUGGGAUGCCAAGCGUGGAAAUGAAAGUCGCAUCGAUGGUCUCAAGAAAUUCGACUACAUUGGCUUUCUCCUGUACGCCGGUGGACUGAUUCUGGUCCUGCUUGGUCUCUCAUGGGGUGGCACAUCGUAUGCAUGGCACUCAGCCCAUGUCGUUGCUGUUCUGGUCAUCGGAUUCGUCUGCUUGCUUGCUUUUGCUCUAUAUGAAAUCUUCGUUCCCUUGCAGCAGCCCCUUCUUCCCAUGUCCUUACUCCGAAACCGUGGAUAUGCCGGUGCGGUGUGCUCGGCCCUAGUAGGAAACAUGGUCUACUUCUCCAUGAGUCUCCUCUGGCCAACCGCCAUCACCGACCUCUACACCACCGAUACCAUCAAAACCGGUUGGCUUUCAAUCUCCACCGGCGCCGGCGUCAUCAUCGGCGAAGUCGCCGCCGGCAUCCUAAUGAAACCCGUGGGAUACACCAAAUACCAACUGAUCAUAACCACUCUAAUGAUCACCGCAUUCUCGGGCGCCCUGGCAUCCAUUAACCAAUACCGCCAGGCAUACGGCAUCGCAUUCACCGCCAUCGGUGGCUUCUGGGUCGGCUACCUCGAAUUGAUAACUAUAAUCAUGUGCCCAUUGUACUGCUCACCCCAAGAUAUCGGCCUCGCAAGCGGCUUCCUCGGCUCCGCCAAGCAAGUCGCCGGCACCAUCGCCACCGCCAUCUACGUCGCCAUCCUGGACAACCGCAUCGCGGUGGACUUGCCGCGCGAUGUGUCUGCCGCCGCGUUGAAUGCUGGUUUACCUUCAUCGUCGCUGACGGAUCUGCUUGAGGCGGUGUCAGCGGGGACGACGGCCGCGUAUGAUGCUGUCCCCGGCAUGACGGCGAGUAUUCUGGGGAAGGUGACAGAGGCGGUGAAGACGGCGUAUUCGCAGUCGUUUCGCACGGUGUUUUUGGCGAGUAUUGCGUUUGGUGGGCUGUCUGUGAUUGCGGCGUGUUUCGCCGAGGGAGUAGAUGCGAGGUUUACAAAGGAUGUGGCGGCGAAAUUGGGAGGUCUGGAUGGGGAUGGGAAAGGGGGGAGUGAGGAAAAAAUGAAAGAUGGAGGGGAGGUUUAGAUGUGUGUUUGGG